CUAAGAACGUGAAUCAAGAAGAAAAAAAACAUCUUCCUUGCCCAUCCCGCCCUUUCUAUAGUUUGUCUUCUCCCUCUCCUUCUGUUAGAACCCCUCCCAGACCCAGCGUUAAAUCCUUUCUCGCCGAAGAAGAAAUGGUUGGGCUGGCUCGAAAUGCCCUAGAGCAAUCCCGAAAUUCCAUCGCUGUCCUUCACCUUCGUCCUCGACCUCCCAAUCUCCCCCGAUGGCGAUCUCUGAGCUCCGGCGAGCCCGGCGGCUCCCGCGGUAAGGACAGCGCCGGCAGAGGUGGAGCAGAGGAGCCGGUGAGGAAGCUCGGGGUCCUCCUCCAGGGCGGCCGAUUCCAGGCCUCUCUAUCCCUCGCCAAAGCCCUAAUUCGCUCCAACAAAGCCCUAUUCCCUUCUCCUUUCCACCUCUACCGAGCCCUCUUCCUCUUCUUCCCUUCUCCAAUCCCCUCCGCCGCCAGUCUCCUCGUCGCCGCCUGCGCCCACCUCAAAUUGCCCGACGACGGCCUCCAUCUCGUAUCACACAUUGCCGAGAGCCGCCACCCGUUCCCCUCUCUCGCCUCCUGUAAUCUUCUUCUCGAAACCCUCGUCCCUCUCGGAAGGUGGUCCGAUGCCCAAUCCCUCUUCUCCCAGAUCGUGGCCUCCGGGACCAGUCCUGAUACUUUUACCUAUAACAAGCUCAUCCAGUCCAAGGUCAAAUUGGGCGAUCUCAAUGGAGCAGUGGCAUUGCUGGACCAGAUGGAGAGGAAAGAUCAGCUAAAGCCCAAUGCUUUUACAUACAAUGUCUUGAUCUCUGGUCUGUGGAAGGAGCAUCGAGGGAAGCAUGCUGUCAAGCUGUUUGACGAAAUGCUUGAGAGAAAAAUUGCGGCGACGCAAGUUACGUACAACACCAUGGUUGAUGGAUACUGCAAAGCUGGGAACUUGGAUGCUGCUUUUGGGCUUCGCGAUCAAAUGUUGGAUGCAGGAUUCAAGCCGAACUUGAAAACCUACAAUGCUUUGAUUUCCGGGCUCUGUCGUGCUGCCCGUAUGGAGGAGUGCAUAAGGUUGUUGGGAGAGAUGGAGGCUAAUGGGCUCAUACCGGAUGGGCUUACUUAUAGUAUUUUAUUCGACGAGCAUGCAAAGUGUGGGAAUUCAGAAGUCUCUGUGGCGCUCUUUGAAGAAAUGGCAGGGAAAUGUGGUAAAAUAGGGGACUACACAUGUAGCAUUCUGUUGAAUAGGCUCUGCAAGGAUGGGAAGGUUUCAAAGGUGGAAGGGGCCAUGGAGAGGCUAGUGGAGACGGGCAUGGUUCCGACGACGGUGGCUUACAAUACCAUCGUCGAUGGAUACCGACGGGUUGGCGACCUGGAGGGGGCAUUCGCAGCGGUGAGGCGGAUGGAGUUGCAUGGACUGAAACCAAAUUGUGUAACUUACAAUUCGCUCAUGCAUGGGUUGUGUAAGUUGCAGAAGAUGGCUGAGGCAGAGGAAUUGGUGAUGGAGAUGGGAAAGAAUGGAGUGGCCCCGAGUGUGGAGACUUACAAUAUCCUGAUUGAUGCCCAUGGACGGGCUGGCCGGUUCGAGAGGUGUUUAGAAAUUCUUGAUGAGAUGCCAGAGAAGAUGGGGCUUAAGCCAAAUGUGGUAUCCUAUGGCUCUCUUGUGAAUGGCUUGUGCAAGAAGGGAAAACUCCUCGAAGCAGAAGCCAUCUUCCAUGACAUGGUGAAUAGAGAAAUUUCACCCAAUGUGCAGGUCUGUAACAUGCUUAUUGAUGCAUAUUGUGAAGAAGGUAAGUUCCAGAAAGCCCGUGCGCUGAUUGAGGACAUGAAGGGAGGAGGGAUCUCUCCAAGUGUCGUAACUUAUAAUACUCUCAUAAAAGGUCUUUGUAAAGAAGGGCGUAUAUCUGAAGCUGAAGAACUGACCCUUUGUCUAGAAGAUGGUGGUCUGAGGCCCGAUGUAGUUACAUGCAAUAUAAUGAUCUCGGCACACUGCAACGGCGGCAAUACACAUAGAGCUUUGGAGGUAUACGAAGAGAUGGAGAAGUUAGGAAUCAAACCAACUCUAAUCACAUAUCGUGCAUUAAUAAGUGCAAUGUGUAAUGAAGGAAGGAUGGAAGAAGUUGAUAAGUUACAUCAGCAGAUGUUGCAGAGGAAUAUGGCUCCUAAUAGAGGCAUUUAUAACUUACUUUCACAUGGGUAUGCAAAAUGUGGAGAUGAACGCAAGGUUCUUUCUUUACAGAAAGAGAUGGCCGAGAAGGGCAUAUUAACUGAAGAGAUGAGAAGAAAUAAUUCGGUAAUGGAUAAAUUUGCAGUUCAGGUGUGAGUGACAUAUUGCUUGAUAUAGAAUUAAAGACUUAAACCAGCAGUGUUGCCGGUAAUUUGCUGUUCAAAGGGUUUCCCAAGCUAAAUGAUUGCCUUCAAUACCUUUUCCAUGUCAAGCAUGACAAGCAUUCUCUUGUCAGAAAUUUAAGUCACCACAACACACUCAAAAUUUCACAUCUGUCAUCCUUGAGCAAAAGGGUUUCUAAUGAAGCAAGCCACCAUAUCUAGCUUAACUCUGUGAGCAAUAUGUUUAUAAAAAUGCCAGUCUUUUUCCAACAGUGCGUUAUUGUUUCUCCAUGCCCAUUUUGCUGAGAAACACUGGAUUUUUCAUCACCACCUUGAUAUGCUAUAGUGACAGCCAGACAAAGGACCAUGAGAAUCCAGUUUAUUUUGGGUAUGUAUAUCUGACCAUAAAUCCACCUUGAUGUCUGGACAACCUUGACACGUGGAAAACAACCCAAAGCAUGACACUGCUUGACAAUUCAGAAUGUUGCUGAGAUGAUGGCUUGGCUAGCAACUAUAGCAGCAAGAGUGGC
This is a messenger RNA of Phoenix dactylifera (date palm), 2829 nucleotides long. RefSeq names its product pentatricopeptide (PPR) repeat-containing protein. NCBI's taxonomy places the organism in Eukaryota, Viridiplantae, Streptophyta, Magnoliopsida, Arecales, Arecaceae. The record is from RefSeq and is a predicted model, not a curated record. Gene Ontology annotation, molecular function: protein binding.